Molecule: messenger RNA, 1350 nt
Organism: Rotaria sp. Silwood1
Lineage: Eukaryota; Metazoa; Rotifera; Eurotatoria; Philodinida; Philodinidae
Source: the annotation of a GenBank genome assembly
AUGUCUAAACGUUUACUAGUACAACCUAGUAUAUUGCCCGUGGAUCAAUUAUUACAAGAUUAUUGUAAUUCAUCUUCUUUUGUAAUCAAUAAUGUACGAAAAAUAGUAUUUUCACCAUGUUCUGAAUAUUUGGCUAUACCAAAACAAGAUAUUGAUGGUCAAUAUUGUGUGCUUGUUAUUCAUUGUUCGAAUUGGCAUUCAAACAAUGUUACAAAUAGUGAUUUAUGUAUACACAAUCAAUUUACUUGUACAUCAGCAAUAUGGUCAUUAGCAUUUGGUCAAAGAACAUCAAAAUUAAAUUCUGUAACGAACUCAAUUUUAAGUGAUAGAGAUCAUUUAUCUAUGCUAACAGCACGACGUGAUUCAUUUGGUCGACGAUAUUCAUUUGGUCGACGAGAUUCACUUGGUGGAGGACGUCGUUCAAGUUUUUCAGUUGUUAAUCGUCGAUAUGAUUUUACCAAAAAUUUAUUUCUAGCUGCUGGUCUUGCCGAUGGAAAAAUAAAUAUUUGGAAUGUUGCUACUGGCGAAUUAACAUUAAUACUUAAAGAUCAUCAAUUACCUGUAUGUGGAUUAGAUUUUACAGCGUGUACCAUGCAAUUAGCAUCAUGUUCACAUGAUACGACUAUUAAAUUAUGGGAUUUACUUGAUGAUGGUAAUAUGUAUACAACAUUAAAUGAAUGGACUCAUGCAAUCAAUACAGUAAAAUGGUCACCAGAUGAAACACUUUUAUGUGCUGUAGGUCCAUAUGAACUAGUUGUAUUAUUUGAUACAGCAACAUGGACAAAAUUAUUUGAUUUAGAUGGACAUUUACAUACUGUUGUUGAUUGUGCAUUUUCAUCGGAUAGUGCCUUAUUAGUAACUGCUUCUCAUGAUACACGUGUUUUAAUGUGGUCAACAACAACUGGUGAAAUUAUAAAGUCAUUCGCACAUCAAGUUCCAAUACCAUUAAAAAUUUAUGCUGGUGGUGAUAAUGGGGCAUUUGUUCGAUCUGUUGCUAUUACAAAAUUUAAUCAUUUUCUAAUUACUGCUUGUGAUGAUAACAAAGUACGUUGGUUUCCUUUAGUAUUAAAUGAUUCAUCGAAACCGAUAUUUGAACAAACAGAAAGCAAUGUUUUUUGCGUUGCAACAACACCUGAUAGUCAUACUAUGGCUAUAAGUAAUCGUAAUGGUGAUGUUCAUCUUUUUUCAACACUUUCAACAUUAUUCACAAGUCAACCAUUAUCAUUAAAAUGUUUAUGUCGAUUAGCAAUAAAUACUUAUUGUGGUAUUAAACGAAAAGAUAUUGUAAAGUUGCCUAUAUCAUGUGUUUUGGUUAAUUAUCUUUUAUAUAGAGAUAUUAAAAUGAAAUGA